AAAGCAACAAAAAGAUCGCCUGAUUUUCCGCGAGUCGGUCGUCGUCGUUUCAUUUCGUCCGUGAUUGCGCGAUCGUCGGAACGCACUUUUUCCUUCGAGCGAAUUGUGUGUCCUGUGUUCGAGGCAGAGGUGGACAAAAAGGAAAAUUUCAACCCGUGUCAAUUACGGCGUUUUUCGCGAGGUAAUUUUGUAGUGCGGAGCGAGCGCCAGCGAGUCCAGUUUGGUCCGAGCGAAAAGUGAGUGAAAUUUUGGUGCCAAAACGCGAAAGUGUUCGCACGCGUGCGACUAUUGUAAGGCGAGCCGAGGGGACCCCUGCUUGGGGAAGAAAAAAAAAUCUCCGUUUCGAUUCAAUGAAUCAGAGGUGAAAUCCUUUCUAUCCCAUUUUUGUGUGGAAGGAAGUUUUGUGCAGUAGUUGAAAAGAGCAAUCAAAUAAAAGAAAGUUCUUGUAAAAGGAAGAUUGGGUAGCGCCCCUGGCGUAAAAAGGAGAGCGCUCAUUGUAUAAAGUGUGUUGUGCAAGGGCACGUUAGUAGGAAGUUCAAUUCUGGGGUUUGCUGCUCGAAGGCAGACGCAGGAAAAGGCAGAAAGUGCGUGUAAGGAAGUGGCAAUGUAUUUCUACAAACAAAAGCUGCUGCAGCCGACGCAGCUGAAAAAGCUCGGCGAUCACAAGUAUUCCUGUUCCAACGUCAGCCUGCUGGAUCCGUUCCUGCAGCCGUGGUGGUGCUGGCUGGUCAGUAAGGUUCCCCUCUGGCUGGCACCGAACCUGAUCACCAUCGUGGGCCUGAUUAUCAACAUUGUGACGACGCUUAUCCUUAUCUACUUCAGUCCAAACGGUCGCGAGGAACCUCCCCGGUGGGCCAGUGCACUGUGUGCCCUGGGCCUGUUCAUCUACCAAAGCCUGGACGCGAUCGAUGGCAAACAGGCACGCCGUACCAAUUCCUCGACCCCGCUAGGGGAACUGUUCGACCACGGGUGCGACUCCAUUUCGACGGUGUUCGUAGCCCUGUCGGCGUGCAUAUCCGUCCAACUGGGGUACUACCCGCGGUGGAUGUUCUUCCAGUGUUUCUGCGCCAUGACACUAUUCUACUGUGCCCACUGGCAGACGUACGUAUCCGGUACGCUACGGUUCGGCAAGAUCGACGUCACCGAAGCGCAGUGCACUAUCAUGGGGAUCCAUCUUAUAUCGGCCAUUUUCGGGCCAUCGAUCUGGAUGACGAAAAUUCCAGUCAUUGGUGGCACGUGGAACUUGUACACGGUCUGUACGAUCUUCUCGCUCGGCUAUCUGCAGGUGUUCAUCACCUUCUGCCGAACCUUCCACGAAGGGGGCGUUGGUAAAAAUGGCUCAACGGUUGCUGGAACCAGCGUCCUGUCGCCCAUCAUACCGUUCCUGUUCGUAGUGGUCCCGGCGUACGUCAUCUCGCAAAAAUCCACCGAUCACAUCUACGAAAACUACCCGGCGCUGUACAUCAUGGCAUUCGGGAUGAUCACCGCCAAGGUGACCAACCGGUUAGUGGUUGCCCACAUGACCAAGAGUGAGAUGGAAUAUCUCGAUUGGGGUCUGAUAGGACCUCUGUGCCUGUUCCUGAACCAGUACUUCAACAGUUUUCUGCCGGAAUACUACGUGCUCUGGUUCGCGAUGCUGUGGUGCUCCGUGGACCUGAUUCGGUACUGUGGUCAGGUGUGUCUGGAGAUCUGCGCCUACCUGCGGAUCGAGCUGUUCCGCAUCCCGUACCCGCCGAAGCCGCUCAUGACGUCACAAGGUACGAAUCCCCCGCACCACCAUCACCAUCACGAAGGUAGAAACGCCUCCUCGUCGUCGGAAACGGACGAACAGCCGCCCUUCAACAACAAUAUCAGCGGCGGUAGUAGUCGAGCCAGCAAAUCGCCUCAGGCCAGCCCCCUUCGGAACCUGGCCGUUCCGCCGAUGUUCCAGCGGGCGCCCUCGUCGGAGGACGGUGGCACUCCACGCGUAACGCCCCAAGCGUCUCCGAGAAGGCCACACCAGCACUAGGUAACGGUAGGUGUGUUUUGUACGAGAGAAGGGUUCUUAUUGCCAUUAUUGUCACCAGAACCACCAUCACCGGAAAUAUCCAGUUUUGUAGUAGCACUUUUUCCGCUAGUUAAACAGUGAUCCUUUGUUGAAGAAUUUGAAAUCCAUUGAUUUUUGUUCAAUAGAAGUGGGUACAGUAAACGUUCGCUGGAUGCAAACGUUUCAACUGCAAUGCUUUUUAACUGCAAGUCCGCUAACUGCAACAGUUUUGCAGUUAUCGCACCGAUAUCUGUCAACCGCGAUGCGAUGGUUUUCGCGUGCAGUUUUGUUGCAGUGCGAUGUUUUCUGAAUGCACAUUGGUGUCAUUCUGCAGCAACUGACAGUUCUUUGACGUCUGUCAGUUGUUGCAGGUAUCGGAUUUCUUUCGGUAAGUGAAACGUAAACAUGUUGCAAUUAUCGAACGUCUACUGUACCUAUUGAGUCUAUUAAUGAUUUCUCGUUUGUCAGCCUGAAUAGAAAAAAAAAUCAACAAAACAGUUCAUUUGAUGGUCAUCCCGAGGGUCAUCCGACUCAGUGUUCGAUCUUAGAAAGUGAUAAUCAGUUGAUUCUGACCGUCGUCUGUCGCGUGCUUCGGUCUUGAAAAUUACAAACCAGUUCCUUCUGACGGUCGUCCGACUCGUCUUUGAAUCUUGGCAACGAAAAUCAUUUCAUUCUGACGGUCGUCUGAGCCGUUCUUCGUAUUCACAACUCCAGAUACAAGUCACUGUGAAGGUCAUCUGACUCGCCUUUCGUUCUUGGAUAAUGAAAAACAAUGUAUUCUGACCUGACUGUGAAGAAUUAACUUUAGUUAAAAUUCACGACAAAAAAAAAGUAAUUAAAAAGAGGUUUAUUCUUACGGUCGUCCGACGCGUCUUUCGCGUUCCAUAAAUCAGCUCAUUUUGACGCUCGUACGACCUGGUUUAUUAUUCGUAUUCGCAAAAAGGGUCCUAAAAUUAAAGACGAAUUCUCUCAUUUAUUGAAAAAUACGAUCAAGCAUGGUAUUCUAAUCGGAAUUGUACUUUACUCGAACUCGAAAAAAGGAAGGAAUGAUGAGAAUUUCGAAAUAAAUAAAAUGAGAAAUAGUGCUAGUUUGACAUUUGAGGUCGACCUUUACGUGGUGGAACUCGACAUUUUUCGCACUGGGGAUUCAAAAAUGUUCCUAUCUGACAUACACGGUGAAAAAAAAACCCUCAAAUUGUGUGUUCUAAGCUAGGGGCAGGACAAAAGAUUUAGGGUCUGUUUCAAUUGGCGAAUUAAAAUUAAUUUUUGCUUAAAUUUGACAGUUCGAUACUUAAACUUGACAGUUCUCCUAAGAAAAUAAUUAUCGAACUGUCAAGUUUAAGUGAAAAUUAAUCUUAAUUCUCCAAUUGGAACAGACCCUUAAUAUAUAUUAUAGAUAGUAGAGUAAACAUAGAUCCGUGUUGAUGAAUCCGUUGUAUCCAAACGAACUGUCAAAAUCUGUAUCCAAACGAGCAUGACGUCACGAUUUGAACAACAUCAAUGGAGCACAUGACGUCAUAUUCAACCGUCACACUCUUGAAAAUUACUACUUACACGCUUGAAACAUUUUAGUCAGCGGUGUCCGCGGAUCUAUGUUUACUCUACUAUCUAUAAUAUAUAUUAUCAAUCACGGCCAAUAAAAAACGUCAAAAAAUGAGUAAAUAUGAACUCUUGGACCAUAUUAGGCCAUAUGAACAAAGUUCAGUAAAUACUCUUUACUAAAUCUAUGUGAAGCCGUGGAGCGAUUCUCUAUGAAUCUUCAGAGAGAUCUGAGUAAAGAGUAUUUACUCAGUUUUAUUUACAAGGCCUAUUUAAUUUCGUUAGCGGUGCCGACACCUCGCAAACGUCAAAUUUCGUGUGAGAGUAAGCUGGCCAGAAUAAAUUCGUGCAGUAAUCCAUUCAUUACGAUAUAAUUACGGGCUACUAUGAUCUAAAUAUUCUUCCGAGAUUUCUUCGCUAUCAGUUCUGACGGAUGCUCGACUCGUCUUUUGAGAUUGAAAACAAAAACAAAAUGCAUUUUGAUGGUUGUCUGCCUCGUUCGUCAAUUCAAGCAAGCUCAUCUAGAUGACUCGUUAUUCGCAUUCACAAAUCGCGGAUUAAGUUAUUCGGAUGUUAGUCCGACUCGUGCUUCGAUUUCCCGAAUCAAGAACCAAAAGUUCUGACGCUCAUCCGACUCCUCCUUUGAUAGCAAAUAAAAUCACAAAUGAGUUCCUUCUGAUGGUCGUCCAACCCGUCCUCCAUAGACGUAAAUCAAGAACUAAUCUAAUAACGAUAAUGUGAGUGUCGUACAACUCGUUCUUAGUUCUAACAAAAUGAAAGUCAGUUCAUCCUGACGGUCGUCCCAUUCUAGGAGCAAGACACUGUGCAAAUGAGAGUAACUCCAUAGACUAACUCUGAGAAAUUCUGAGUAACUCUUUUCACAAAUGAUCGACGAAAUUUGGCGAAAAACGCCCCUAAAACUGCUAGAAAAGCGGGAUACCGGGCAAUAUUGUUUUGAUUUUGCGAUAAAUCAUUGAUUGAUUGAUUUGUCUUUAUUAGAGAGACUUUCAGCCCUUGGCUGGUUCGUCUCUUGCGAUAAAUCAGGCAACACCCAUGUAAAAAACGGGAGCAAUCCGGAGACAUUCUGAGCAACAUCUGUGACGGAAAAUGUACUCUCCAACACAGUGUCUUGCCCCAAGCGGUCGUCCCAUUCGAAUUUAAAUCGAGAACUAAUCAAUCCAGAUAAUAGUCCGAUCCGUCUUCCAAAUUUGAACUUCAUUCUAUAAAUCGAGGGGGGUGACACAUCCAGAAAAUGAAUUUUUGCUUCCGCGAGAUGCGCAUCGGAUUCCCAGAUGGCAAAAAAAAAUAAGAUUUUCAAGCUAUCUUGUCAACCUGAUUGAUUUCGAAGAUGGAUCGAGGUGUGUCGUGCACGGAAAAACCUGAAAUUCAGCACGCGUCCCUUUAAGUUCCUCAGUUCGAAACUGAGGUUAGUUUGCCAGUCAUUGCGUGGCGAAGUAUUGCUCUAGACAAGCCAAAUAUUUUGUCAAAUUGUGAAAAUUUUGCUGCUCAACCACGUUGAUUGGGAGUAGGCUCCUCACGUCCUAUCUAGAUUCUUGUUUUAAAUCACAAAAUAUUAUUCAAGAGUACAUGUUUACCCAUUUUUUGACGUUUUUAUGUAUUGGCCGUGAUUAAAAAUAUAUAAUUUUAAAUUUUUUAAUCUUUUGUCCCGCCCCUAGCUUAUAACACAUACUUUUAGUGAUUUUUUUCACCGUGUAUGUCAGAUGGGAACAUUUUCGAAUCCCCAGUACGAAAAAUGUCGAGUUCCAUCACGUCAAGGUCGACCUCAAAUGUCAAACUAGAACUUAUUUUACUUCCCGAUUAGAAUACCAUGGUUGCUUGUAUUAUUCAAUAUAAGCAGGAUUUCGUCUUUAAUUUUAGAACCCUGUUUUUUUUUUGUUACAAGCAUCACAACAUUCAAUUACUUACAAUUAUAUGUUCCUACAUAUUUUUUUUUUCAAUGGAUUUCAAAUGAUUUCAUCAUGGAUCACUUUGGAAAUAUAAUUGAACAUUUUAAGAGAGAGAAAGGUUGAGCUACUCGAAUUGAAUCAAUGCCGCUGAUCUUGCCUUAACGAGAAUAAUGAAAUAAUGUUUUAAAAAAAUCUGUACAUCCAUCAGAAGCUAACACACAAUGAAAAAGACAUUACAUUUUAGAAUAAUCAAGACGAUACCUAAAAGUAGUUUUUUUACUUGAUUUGAUUUGAUUGAAUUCAAUACCGGCGAUGUAGAAUAUGCAAAUAGGUGUGCCCUAAACGGUGAAGAUGAGCGAUGUAAAAACGUUCUAAAAUGUUGAUUUAUUAAAAUUUAACCAGCCGUACGAACGUCAAUGGUGGGUGGACUCAGCUGUAGUGUUGUGUUGUGCGAAUGCGUGGUUAACCUGACGAGUAUGAACCGUUGUUUUAUAGGUAUUUGUAGUCGUAUUUAUUUAUUAGGGAGGCUGAAAUAACAAUGCAAUAUAGAAGAGUGAAAAUGGUAAAA
Molecule: messenger RNA, 6040 nt
Organism: Aedes albopictus (Asian tiger mosquito)
Lineage: Eukaryota; Metazoa; Arthropoda; Insecta; Diptera; Culicidae
Gene: bbc
Product: cholinephosphotransferase 1
Exons: 7
Coding region: 605-2008 (467 amino acids)
Biological process (GO): phosphatidylethanolamine biosynthetic process
Cellular component (GO): Golgi apparatus; endoplasmic reticulum membrane
Molecular function (GO): diacylglycerol cholinephosphotransferase activity; ethanolaminephosphotransferase activity
Source: RefSeq, a predicted model, not a curated record